AUGUCAACGGAAAAAAAAUCAUUGGUGAUGUCACCGAAAACGCAACUAAUAGUCAAAUUGGUACCUCCGGAUGGUGGCUGGGGAUGGAUGGUUAUCAUAGGUACUGCUCUUAGUAAUAUUUUCAAUCAGUCAAUGCUAUCAUUAUUUAGCCUGUUAUACGGAGAUGCACUUGAGGCUAUGGGGCAUGAAACGCAGGGAGCUGCUUUAGUAUUAAGUACAAUGUUAUUUGUUUCGAAUUUUGGUGGCCCCAUCGCUGGCGCAAUAGUUAAGUUGACGUCCACGAGAUUUGUGGCUGUAAGUGGAGCAAUCUGCUGCACUAUUGGAAUAUUUUUCAGUGGAUUCUCAACGAAUAUAUUUCAUUUGGUGAUUACUUACGGUGUUUUACUAGGUUUGGGUUUGGGUUUUAUCCAAAACUCCUCAUUUGUGGCUAUAAAUAGCUACUUCAAGCUAAAGAAAAGCCGUGCUGUGGGUCUCGCUAACGUGGGCACAGGUGUGGGACAGACCUUAAUGCCUCACUUAGUGAGGUAUCUUUUGGAACAUUACGGGUUUCGUGGUGCGUGCUUGCUAUUGUCCUCGUUGAGUUUACAUGGGAUAGCGGGGUGUAUGUUAAUAGAACCCGUAGAACGUCAUAUGAAAAAGGUAGUAGAAGAAGUAACAGUAGAUGAAACUCAACAUCUAUUAAAAGAAAAUUCAAAGGAUAUUGUUCUUAGAAAAAUAUCACAGUCAAAUGGUGAUGUGGAAAAAAAGGAAAAUGAAUAUCGCCGGGAUAGUAAAACAUUUAAUAAUAAAGAGCAGAAUGCUGAAAAGAUAAAAACAGAAGCAACUGAUCAAAAUGAAAAAAAUAUCAUUACUUCUAAAAUGGACAAAAAAUCAAGCCUAUUCAGAAAACUGCAUGAUUUAUUUGGCAUCGCACUGUUGUCCGAUAUAAGAUUUAUCAACAUAGUGAUGGGUACAGCAUUAGCUGUUACUUCUACACAGAAUUUUAGUAUGCUUUAUCCAUUCUUUUUGCAGAAUUAUGCAUCAAUGGAUAAGCAGCAGACAGCAAACUGUAUGUCAGCAGUGGCAGCUGCAGACAUAAUGGGUCGUCUAAUUUUACCCAUAUUCCAGGACAAAUACAAAAUAAAAGCCAGGUGGAUGCUUAUAAUGACUUGCAUUUGGUUAAUCGUAACUAGACAGAUUUUAGCGUACCAGACAAAUUUGGAAGUUUUACUUGUGAUGUCAGCCCUUUAUGGAUUUGGAAGAAGUAUGAUCAUCGUCGCUAGGAAUAUUGCGAUAUCUGAAAACUGUAGUUUGGAUCAAGUACCUGCUGCAGUGGGCUUAGGAAUGUUAACAAUGGGUAUUAUCGUACCACCAGCUGGUUAUUUUCUUGGGUGGAUUAGAGAUUUCACAAACAGCUACAUUGCUUGUAUUACGGCCCAAAAUGCUUUGUUAGUUGUACUAUUAGUAACAUGGAUUCCUGACAUGCUGUACUUACAAAUGAAAGCUAAGAGACAAAAGAAAGAUAACCUUGAUUACAUGUCGUAG
Messenger RNA from Arctia plantaginis, 1524 nucleotides. The record is from the annotation of a GenBank genome assembly. NCBI's taxonomy places the organism in Eukaryota, Metazoa, Arthropoda, Insecta, Lepidoptera, Erebidae.